AUGAAAACAUUGUGGGAGUGCAAAUAUUUCGAACCUAUUUCUUAUGGAGAACUUUUCACAUAUACUACUGACUUAUAUAAACAGAACCUUGCACCAUUUAAAGAUUUGACAUAUGCUCCAAAGUAUUGUGUACAACUGAAGAAGAAAGCAGAGUCAAAAGAAGUAAAUAAAGCUAAAUGUAAAUUCAUACCUGAGCACGUUUUCUUUGCUGACUUUGAGUGUAGUACGGAUGGCUUUCAUAAAGCUUUUAACAUCUGUUAUGACAGUGAAGAUGGUUCAGUGAGUGAAAGCAUUUGGGGUCAAAACUGUGCAACAGAAUUUUUGGAAAGACUUCCUGACAAGAGUUUAAUAUAUUUUCACAACCUCAGUUAUGACAUAAACUUCAUCUUAAGACACAUGACAGAAGUGAAAGGAACUCCCAUCAUUAAAGGUUCACGAACAAUGCAAAUAACUGGCUUAUAUAAAGGACGGGCAAUUAUUAUAAAAGACUCUUACAGUGUUAUAAAUAAGAAGCUUAAACUAUUUCCUGCUAUGUUUAACUUACAAACAGGACCGAAAGAAGUAUUUCCAUAUAACUACUACAGCAGUGUUUUGUUAGCAAAUGACAACAGAACUGGUGUCAUUUCUGAAGCAUGUAAGUUUAUCCAUGAUGCAGAUACAUUUAUGAAGAACAUAGAUUCCAUCAAAGGUUGCAGAAUAGAUGAAAACCACUUCGACUUAGAAAAAUAUAGCACGUUUUACUGCAAACAAGAUGUAAGAAUUUUAAGAGAAGGUUUUGUAAAGUUCCGCAAUGACUUAUUGAAAGAGUUUGAUUUAAACGUUUAUGACUACGUUAGUAUUUGUUCUAUUGCUAACAAAUUGUUUGAGAACAGAGUAUACUUCCCGAAUGGAAAUCUUUAUGACCUCUCAAAUAAACCAAGAGAAUUUAUUUCGAGAUGCAUUCAAGGUGGAAGAUGUAUGUUGUCAGAUAACAUGAAACAAAAGAGCAAAAAGAAACUCAUUGCUGACUUCGACACUGUUUCAUUAUAU
Molecule: messenger RNA, 1029 nt
Organism: Trichomonas vaginalis G3
Lineage: Eukaryota; Parabasalia; Trichomonadida; Trichomonadidae
Product: organellar and viral DNA polymerase type B
Exons: 1
Biological process (GO): DNA replication
Molecular function (GO): DNA binding; DNA-directed DNA polymerase activity; nucleotide binding
Source: RefSeq, a predicted model, not a curated record